This is a messenger RNA of Zasmidium cellare ATCC 36951, 576 nucleotides long. RefSeq lists its product as uncharacterized. The record is from RefSeq and is a predicted model, not a curated record. NCBI's taxonomy places the organism in Eukaryota, Fungi, Ascomycota, Dothideomycetes, Mycosphaerellales, Mycosphaerellaceae. The transcript has a single exon. Bases 1 to 576 code for a protein of 191 amino acids.
AUGACCGAGCGCUCGACUUCUGGCUUCGACUACGAUCCAUCCCUUGAAGAUUUCGCCGUCUCAAAGGAGGCCUACCUCGGCUCUCGUCCAAAUGCAUCAUAUGAAUUCAUAGCGACUGCUGCGAUAGUGGUAGAUACCAAAAGCUCCGGCGGUCCACGUAUCCUGCUCCUUCAGCGUGCAGCGAGCGAUUCAAACCCGAACAAAUGGGAGCCUCCAGGCGGUGCCUGCGAUGACGAGGACGAGAGCAUUCUCCAUGCUGCCGCUCGAGAGCUCCGAGAAGAAGCUGGCCUUGAAGCAGCGCACAUUGAUGGCGCGGUGGGAGACCCUCACCUCUUCGUUAGUCGGAGUGGCAAGCGGGUAUGCCAAUUCAACUUCGCCAUACAAGUGCAGGCCGAGAAUGGAGGUCCUACUUCGGUGAAGCUGGAUCCCCAAGAGCAUCAAAACUUCGUGUGGGCUACGGAGGACGAAGUGAAAGCAAAGUUUGCCGGUGGAGUGGAUCUGGACUUCACGUCGACCGAGGUUGAACGCACCAUACUCUUGGCCUUUGAGUACUUCAGGCGAAAGACGACGCCAUGA